AUGCUUCUGCAGGUACUGCAAGCACAGCCACCAGUGCCCAUCACAAUAUCCGCCACACCUCCUGAAGUGAGCACUUCACCCGAGCGGCUAAGCGUUCAGACUGUACCAGCUGCUUCUGCUGCAUCGGAACCGACAACUUCCAGGACCCCAGACGCUUCUGUCAAUGUCUCCGAAGCAGCUGCAAUUCCCUGCUCAGCCCCAGCGGCUACCUUGCCACGAUACGAGAACAACGCCGGUGGUCGACCAAUUCGAAGUCUGCGUACUCCAAUGAAAGAGAUAACCACAUUGGAUCGACCUGAAGAGUUGGACGAGUUCAUGGAACAAGGCGAAGAGGCGUGUAUAGCCGAUAUGAAGCAGUUCAUCACACAGUAUUCACUUCGUCAAACUACCGUCGCAAUGAUGACCGGCGUAUCGCAACCGUACAUCUCGAAACUCCUCAACGGUAAUCAUCGUGAAUUAUCGCUACGAUGUCGAAAAAACAUAUACUGCUGGUAUUUGAAUUGUCGACGACAUCCACAUAAACUUUUUGAGCUUAUCCUUGCACGUUACCUCUAA
Molecule: messenger RNA, 555 nt
Organism: Cooperia oncophora
Lineage: Eukaryota; Metazoa; Nematoda; Chromadorea; Rhabditida; Trichostrongylidae
Source: the annotation of a GenBank genome assembly